GACUGAUCCAUAGAUCAAUAAUCACCUUGAUUGAUUCAAUCCUGCUGGAGGAAUAAUACUUUUUAUCCCUCUCUUUUGAAACCUUUGGACAAGUUUAAUUUUAUCAUGAAUUUGAUUUGUAAACAGAAAUUAACGAUGCACUUCAUUUGGUUUUGGAAGUCAUUCAAUUGUUGUGUUCAGAUACAUUCGCCAUUUUGAUUCGAGUUCAUCAACAGAUGGGGAACCCUCGUUGCGAAGGGGUUUUCCUGCCUCGCCCGGGGCAGCAGAUGCUGAGUUUGCUCUCACAAGGUGCAGCGGGUCCUACACGGAUGUUGGUGUCUAAUACCUUGGCGAUUGGUUAGAGAAGAUGUUCCGUGCGUUAGAUGAGACAGGCGAUCCGCACCCUUGGAUUUCCAGACCACACCCCACGGUGAAACGCAUACCGCAAAUCCUUCCAUCAGCGGACAUUUUCGUUAUUUCUGCCAACCCAAGCCCUAUCUUCGGUCCCACAGCCAGAGCGAGCGACCGAGCGAGCGAGCGAGAGAACGUAGGUGAAAAGGUCACGCUUUUUGCCUCUCUACCCUUCGCCAAUUGCGGCUACAGCUUACCCACGAGCCUCCUCUUCCCCUCUCUUCUCCCACACCGGUCCCACAACGCGACACCCUCGCUUCCACCGUGCCUUCGAUCGCUACCUGCUGGUCUUUUCAGCGUCGUCAUGGCCGCACCGCGGACACCGCCGCCGCCGCCGCUGAUCGGGAAGGCCGGGUGCUACACCAUCUUCAUUACCCCGCCUACGACUCGGACGCCAUCCGAGCUCCCAAGAUCCCCCAUUGCGAGCCCUGCCCCGAGCCUUCGCGCCAACAAUCCUGACAAGGAUGCUCCUUUGCCGGCUAAGGCUCCUUCUCCGCUGCUGCCGCCGCCACCGGUUCAGGUCCCACCUCUGCGGUUUGAGAAGCCAGUCUCCACGUCAUCUGGGUCCGUGUUCGGGUUCUUCUGGGACGCCGUCGCCGAAGUACAAGAUGCGCAUUCAAAGUUGGACGAUUUCUUGGCGGAUUGGUUUGGGUUAAACCAUUCCAAGUACCAGUGGGCGUUGAAUGAAUACCACGAGCACAAUGAGAAGGAUAAGGAAAGUAGUAAAGUCAAUAAACCAAAAGAGCUCGUCCAUAGAGGACAUUCUGUCUAAUAACUUACCAGUGAGCAGCAAACUUUUUCAACACUGGUGUGUGGAUUAUAGAGUUAAAAACAUGUCUGAUGAAUGCAGUUUAUGAUAGUGUAUCAAUGCUUCGAAGCAGUCAAUGCAUUACUGACAAAUUGGUCCUUUGGGCAGUGGUCAGUCCAUUUUAGGGGGAUAGAAUAUACAAUAAAUAAGUUCCUCUGCAAAUGUUUUCCAUUGUUUGCAUGUUGAUAUUUGCUCCUUUGGGUAUCAGUGAUGUGAACUGUCUUUGAACAUUUAUCAACUCAUCUCUCCAAAAGCAAUCAAAAUAGUCACAGUUUGCUUUUUGUAUGACAUAAACAGCUCUUCCCUGUAAUAUGAAUAUCCUAUUUACUUAAUAUUUUCUUAAAUACUUUGAUUCCCUAUUAUAUUAUGCAUUUUUACAGAGUUCGAGUGCUACUAUGGAUCAUUGCUAAGAUAGUGACAAGAAAAAUGCAUUGCUACUUGGCCUUUAGCUGCCAUCAAUCAUGGUUGCAGUUUUUCAUUGUGUCAUGGUUGUAAGUAAUUAAUGAUAUGAAGUCUGUGUGUUUAAUAUCCUUAAACAUCAAGUAUACAAACUGUUGGUCUUUGUUUGUGUUGCAUCAUUAGUGUCUCAACUCAGUGGAGGUUUUGGAAUGCCUACUUAACCCUGUUUGAUUGGGUUUAUUGGUCCCUUUUUGCACUGGUUGGUGAUGUUAUAUAUUUAGUUCUUAAUUUUUAGUGUAUAUAUAUAUAUAUAUAUAUAUAUACAUGUAGAGGGGUAUAUAAGUAAUUUGCACUCCUAUAUAUAAAAUAAAUACUCCACUUCUCCCGCCAUCCGAUGCUUACGCAUUUUAGGAGUCGAUCGUUUCUCGUCGUUCCUCUUCCUUACAACCUGCGUUUAGGCGCAGCUUUUCCGUUGAAUCUCUUCAUAGAAAUAGCGGCAAUGAUACAGAGGCAGAUCCAUGGAGCUCCGCCUCGCCUCUUCACCGGAACCGCUUUCAUGCCCACUCCGGGCACCCAGAUCGCCGCCGACCCCUUAUCCCCCGCCAAGAAUCGUGGGUCUCAAGGAGUGCUCCCGCUGACGGCGAAGCAGAUUGCCGCUGCCUACCACUCCGGCGUCGACAAAUCCGCGCUCUCCAUUGAUGGAAUUGAUGUCACUAAUGUUCGGCUUUUGGGAUUGGUGAUGAAUAAGGUGGAGAGGGUCACUGAUGUCACCUUCACACUUGAUGAUGGAACCGGUCGGAUUGACAUCAAUAGAUGGAUUAAUGAAGCCCCUGAUGCGAAUGAAGUGACAGCUAUCCAAAACGGGAUUUAUGUAAAAGUUCAUGGUCAUUUGAAAGGAUUCCACAGCAAAAGGCAUGCAUCUGCAUUUUCGGUUCGGCCUGUGAAUGACUUCAAUGAGGUUGUGCUCCACUUCAUCGAAUGCAUAUUUGUACAUAUGGAUGUCAAGAAAAUAAUGGGAGGAAGUUCUGCUCAGAUACCAACAAAUCUAACUGCGGCCUCAUCUUUUCCUAAUGGAGCGAAAGAAUACCCAGCUCCUUUUUCCCACCAAUUUUCUGCUUAUGUAGCCAUGGAUGGACCUGGGAACAACAUUUGCAACAUUGUUUGGGGGGUUUUCCAAGAGCCAGCAAACCUAGGCCGUGAAAAUGGUUUGCACGUUGAUGAGAUUGUCAGAAAAUUGGGGAUACCGAAGAAUACGGUCAUCAAUGCAAUUAACUAUCUUGUGGAUGUGGGCUACAUUUAUUCUACAGUUGAUGAAUGUCAUUUCAAGUCCGCAUACAAUGGUUGAUAUGCGUCAGAUGUUUUUUUAACCUUGACUGAAUAAAAAACAAGAAAAGGUGUAAAUAGGGUCUCUUUGCAGGAACAUAUACAUCCACUUUGUUAUUCCCCUGCCAAAUUUUGUUGGAAGUUGGAAG
Messenger RNA from Musa acuminata AAA Group (dessert banana), 3069 nucleotides. Its product is annotated as replication protein A 32 kDa subunit A-like. The coding region runs from base 1992 to 2942 and encodes 316 amino acids. Gene Ontology annotation, molecular function: single-stranded DNA binding. Lineage: Eukaryota; Viridiplantae; Streptophyta; Magnoliopsida; Zingiberales; Musaceae. The transcript has 13 exons. Gene Ontology annotation, biological process: double-strand break repair via homologous recombination; nucleotide-excision repair; DNA replication. The record is from RefSeq and is a predicted model, not a curated record. Gene Ontology annotation, cellular component: chromosome, telomeric region; site of double-strand break; nucleus.